This is a messenger RNA of Lottia gigantea (owl limpet), 1566 nucleotides long. RefSeq lists its product as hypothetical. NCBI's taxonomy places the organism in Eukaryota, Metazoa, Mollusca, Gastropoda, Lottiidae. The record is from RefSeq and is a predicted model, not a curated record. The transcript has 3 exons. The coding region runs from base 1 to 1566 and encodes 521 amino acids.
AUGGAUAGCUCUCAGUUCGAAAAUUUAAUGAGUUAUUUGCCGCAGAUGACAACUACUCCAUUGUCGGCUGAUUCUAGACAGAAUUUACGUUCUAAACCGAUGGAAACUACCAUCAACGAAAUACAAGCCGCUGCCGGUGCCAUUCCUAAAAAAGUUCGUAAAAUGACUAAAGCAGAAUUGAUCGAGCAAAUCGCUGAAUUACAGGAAAAUAUUGAUACGAGAUUAUCAAAACUUGAGCUUUCACACCAGCCCCUCAGAUUGACAUCAACGGUACCUUGCAAUAAAUCUACACCAAAGCCCUCCACAGCACCUAUGAAUAUGAUGAUGGAAGAUAGGCCUACUACUGAAGUUACAAUUAAAAAUCUACAGGCAAUUCCAGAAGUCCAAUCAUCUGUAGCUGCUCAACUAGACUCGAUGCCAAUAAUUGGUCAUGCUGAUACCAGAAGGUUACCUGAUAGGCCUAAUCCUAACGAGUUUUACAGAAGUAGUGCAGCCAGUUUAGGCCUAUUACAAGAUCAUGAUACCGCAGUGCCAGGUAAGCCUAGACAAAAAUCUGGCAUGGACCUGGAAAGUCAGGAAAAUAUAGUCAAUACUGUUUAUUGGCCUCAUGCUUUUACAAGUGAAAUUACUCAUAUUGUCAAGAACAGAAAAGCUCAGAUUAUUUCGCAAGAGGCGUUUAUUUUAGGCGCUGUUAAUAUUCUAAUGCAGCCAGAUACUAUUGUGCCCUUACCAGAAAAACUUGCUAGACUGAAACUAUUAAAAGAUGUUAUGAAGCUGGCAAUAUUAAACGGAUGGAAUCAUGCCCGUCAAUACCACAACUGUGUAUUACAUGGUAUUGAAGUUGGUUCCCAUACUUGGACUUCAUCAUUUGAAAAUUUGUCUCAUUUCACAGCAGUUAAUGACACUAAUUCUACUGUCAGCUCAAACAGUUUUAACAGUGCUAAGAUUAAGCAAUCGAGUAAUGCUAAUAGCAAUACCCCAAGAAUUCAGAACAUUAUAUGCUACAGCUACAAUUAUGACAAGAAUGUGGAUACUGAGUGUGCUUUCUCACGUGAUGAGUUAUCUCACAAUGCUGUAGCUGGUCCAUUUAUUGAUAGGCCUUUUAAUGGACAACUAGUUACUUCACCUCUGCAAACAGUUUGCAAAGAUAGUGUUAAUACUUUAAAACGACGGGUUGUAAUUGAUCUCAGUUUUCCUUUAGAAAAUUCUAUAAACUCUGGCAUAAACCGUGAUAGUUACCUAGGAAAUCCCUUCGCACUUACAUAUCCAACUGUAGACACUUUAGCCCAAUUAAUUCAUACUAAAGACCAGGGUUGUUACUUGUAUAAAUUAGACUUGUGUCGCGCUUAUAGACAGCUACCUGUAGAUCCAUAUGAUUAUUGUUUAUUGGGAUAUCAUUGGAAAAAUAGAUAUUAUGUGGAUACAAAACUGCCCUUUGGUCUUGCUUCUGCUGCAAUGGCAUGUCAGCGCACCACUAAUGCUAUUUCUUAUAUGUUCAAUCAAUUGAAUCAUGAGCUUAGUAUCUUAAACUGGAGAAUCGUCAUUUUAACAUUCAAACGUGGAUAA